AUGGCGGAUCUUGUUUCAGAAGAGGUUGUAAUCGGGGUGGAUAAGUAUGUGAACAAUAAUAAUGAUCAUGUACAUGAUCUUCAACAAAUGCCUCUUGAAUCGGGUGAUGUUGUUGUAGCCUCCCAGGAGCAUAUUGGUGUUAUUCAUGGAUCGCGGUGUGGAAAGGGUGUUAUUGAAAGUUAUGGUCUUCAAUCUCCACUUGGAUCUUGUGUUGGUAGUUCUGACCUGUCCUUUGUCACCCCAAACCUUAGUACACACAAUGGCAACGUAGACCAAAAUUCAUCCUUUGUCACUCCACUCCGUAAUACACAUAAUAGCAACCUAGACGUUAAUUUAUUUUGUCUUAGCCCUCAGAGUUGUUCCACCACGUUAAUUGGUGGUUCUUCUAUACAAUCCUCCAACGUGACUCCUCCAAGGAGGAAUAAUACCACUAUUACAGAGGAAGAUGGAAUAUGUUUCACUCCUAAGCAUGUGAAGAGCGGUGGUAUCCUUUCUAAAAUCACAAACGAGGAACUUGUACCCCCCCCCCCCCUCACAGUAGGCCUAAUUUUUGGAACUUGGGCGGAUGUUGAGGAUUACUAUAAGAGAUAUGGUAAACAGCAGGGAUUUGGUGUGUGUAGGCCACAAGGUACGACGAAUAAAAACAAACAACUGACUGCUGCCACAUGGAGGUGUGAGUGCUAUGGUCCCCCAGAUAUGAGAGAGAGGAGGGAGGCGAAGAAGAGAGCAAAUAAUAUGGAGUUGGGGAGUAGUGCAAUACCUGAGCCACCGUCAAAGAGGACAAGGAAGUCAAAGAAGUGCGAUUGUCUUGCAAUGUUGAGAGCUAGUGUAAAUGGGGAUGGUGAGUGGGUAGUUAGAAAAGUCGUAUUAGAACAUGUUAACCACCAGCCAACUCCCAGCAAGUGGAAGGGAGUGAAAGAGUACAGAAUGGCCAAUGUGACAGACCAUUUUAGGGGAAGAUUAAUAACAAGUUAUGAUUGUGGUGCCCCGAUCUCACAGGUAAGGGCUAAUCUUGCUGAACGGUUUGGUGGCAUUGAAAACGUAAUCCUAACUGAAAAAGACAUGUCACACAUAGUACACACUGAACGAAGGUUGAAAAUGGAAGGUGGGGAUGCGAAUGCCAUGAUGGCCUAUUUUGAGGGGUUGCAAAAGGACAACGAUAAAUUCUUCCAUGCCCACAGACUUGACAAGGAAGGUCGUCUAAAGGACAUUAUGUGGGUUGAUGCAAGGAGUCGUGUUGCCUUUGAUGACUUUGGGGGGGUAGUAUGCUUUGAUGGUACAUACCUAACCAACUCAUAUGAGCUCCCUUUUGCUAAUUUUGUCGGAGUGAAUCAUCACGGCCAGUCAUUGUUGCUUGGUUGUGCAUUGAUGUCCCAUGAAGAUGCUGAAAGUUUUACAUGGUUGUUUAGGCAGUGGCGCAUAUGCAUGGGGGGUAGAUGUCCUGUUGCUAUCCUAACUGACCAGGCACCGGCUAUGAGACGUCCUUUGGAAGUAGUAAUGCCUGAAACUCGACAUCGUUGGUGUCUAUGGCAUAUAAUGAACAAAAUCCCAGCCAAGCUCGGUACUCAUACUAGGUAUGCAGAGUUAAAAGAGGUGAUGAAAGAGGUGGUGUAUGAGAGCCUAUCCGUAGAGGAGUUUGAGAGUAGGUGGGAUGAUAUGUUAGUUGAAUUUAAUGUUGAAGAGCAUACUAAGAGUAAGGAUUGGCUGGGUGACAUGUUUAAGGACAGGAAGAUGUGGGUGCCUGCGUUUUUAAACAAUUAUUUCUGGGCCGGCAUGAAGACAACGCAGCGGGUAGAGUCAAUAAAUUCGUUUUUCGAUGGUUUUUUGGAGAGAGGCACAAAUUUGUUUGAGUUUCCCAAAAAAUAUUGUGCUGCUAUGAAUAAAAGGUGUAGUGAUGAGAAAAAUGCGGACGCAAAUUGUGCGAAGUAUAUUCGUAAACUGGUUACUGGAUUCCACAUUGAGAGUGUAUUCCAGAAGAUAUACACGGACAACAAGUUUAGAGAUGUGCAGAGAGAAUGUGAGAGGCUUCUCUAUUGUGUUGUGAAGGAGGAGAAACAGAUUUCGGAUAAACACUUUGAAUACUUGAUGGAAGACCGUGUGUGGAUCAUUGUUAAAGGCAAAAGUGAAGAGGUAUUGACGAAAUACAAGAAAUUCUACGUAGUGAAGUUUGGAACGAGUCCAAUGGAAAUAUCUUGUGUAUGUAAGUUGUUCGAGACUAGGGGUAUUCUGUGUAGGCACUGUAUUCGGGUCUUUGAAACAAACUCUGUGGUUAAUAUUCCUGACAAAUACAUCCUUCGGCGAUGGCGGAAGGAUGUGUAUCGGAAGCAUAUGCAUGUUACGGUUGGUUCCUAUGAUCCGACAAAGACGGAAGUUGCUAAAAGGUUUGAUAAGAUAAUGCUUGAAUUUGAACCUAUUUGUGAGGAAGCAAGUGUCGAUGAACAAACUAUGCAGUUUGUUGUGAAUGAAUUGCGAGUGCUAGAAAUCGCGGUUAGGGAACGGGUGAAGAUUGUGAAAAAAAAUCAUAUGUUAUUGCCAUUGGAAUCAAUGCAAUACCAAUAUGAAGUGGACACGGCAGAGGGAAAUAUUAAGAAUCCCACGAGUAGGAGCAAGAAGAAACGCGGGAGGCCUAUUAUCUUAAGACACAAGGCUCUAGGUGAGAAUAACAAUUGGAAGCCAAAAAGAAAGGAAGCCACCAAGGUGAUGAAUAAGGAUGCGUUGGGUUCGGUCGAUGACGGAGUAGAUGGACCUUCAACAGAAGCUAGCGUCGGGAAGUUAAAGGUGUUUAGACACCCAUCCAAUGAAGUGCUUGGGAAUACACCAAAUACGGCGACUAUAUCUGUGGUUUCUGAUGAUGAUCUUCUAUUGAGCCGCAAUAACAUUGGAUGGUGUGAAGGCAGUAGUCACAGUUAG
Spinacia oleracea (spinach) is the source of this 2910-nucleotide messenger RNA. Its product is annotated as protein FAR1-RELATED SEQUENCE 6-like. The record is from RefSeq and is a predicted model, not a curated record. Gene Ontology annotation, molecular function: zinc ion binding. Bases 1 to 2910 code for a protein of 969 amino acids. The transcript has 5 exons. NCBI's taxonomy places the organism in Eukaryota, Viridiplantae, Streptophyta, Magnoliopsida, Caryophyllales, Amaranthaceae.